AUGCCUCCACCACCUCCGCCGCCGCCACCGCCACCACCACCACCCAUGCCGCCGCUAGGUGGAUUACCACCGGCUGCUUCACAGGCAAACCGAAGCGACCUGCUUGAUGAAAUUGGUUCAUUUAGUAAAGGAAUUUUAAAAAAAGCAAAAACAAAUGAUCGAAGUUCACCACUGAUCGGUAAUAAAACUAAUAGUUCGCAUACGAACGAUUCUUCUGCGAAUGAUCCGUUAAUUCGUAUGCCCAUCAGACCACCAUUAGUAUUGUCACCAUUAAAAGUAAAUUUACGUCCAACCAUAAUGAAUAACCCAGUGCAGCUACCAGCCACCAGAGCGCCGGUAUCACAGCCAUUUGUUCCACCCCCAAUACCAUCGGUACCGCCAUUAAGUUCACCGGAUUUACAACAACCAGCAAAUGUUCGACAAACCGAAAAUUUUCAAUCUAAUAAUGAAACAAGAAAUUUUAUUCCCGCACAAAAUCCUCCUCGAUUACCUCCACGCGAGCCAUCACGCGAAGUCCAGUUACAACCAGAGAAAACGAUGGGGCAAUUCGCGAACAGUGGGAGUACAUUACAAAAACGUGCACUUCCUCCUCCACCGCCACCACCUCCUCCUCCCCCACCUUCAGUUUCUGCUCAAACAAUGGCAGUAAAAGUGAACAAUAAUCAUACAGUUCGGUUAGAUCCACAAAUCGUUGAAAAAUUUCAUUCAACAAUCAACAAUUUACCUGUUAAUAAUAAUCAACCAGUUCAAGUACAGAGAAAUAUCGCACCACCGCCACCACCGAGGCAGAUUAAUAUCCCAAUUCGUCCUCUACCAUCAGAAUUAGUUGAUUCAUCAAAUUCUUCAUCAAAUAUUAAUAAUUCUCAAACGGUUCUAUACGAUAUUGAAUUCGAAAAGAAGUAUGAUUGGUAUAAUAUUGACAAUCUUCCGCCACCUGAUCGUUAUAAUCUACCACAAAAAUCACAUAAACAUAUAAACCCACGUUGA
This is a messenger RNA of Didymodactylos carnosus, 987 nucleotides long. NCBI's taxonomy places the organism in Eukaryota, Metazoa, Rotifera, Eurotatoria, Philodinida, Philodinidae. The record is from the annotation of a GenBank genome assembly.